Molecule: messenger RNA, 1481 nt
Organism: Polychytrium aggregatum
Lineage: Eukaryota; Fungi; Chytridiomycota; Chytridiomycetes; Polychytriales
Exons: 4
Coding region: 73-1317 (414 amino acids)
Source: RefSeq, a predicted model, not a curated record
CCUCCUUUGCGCUCUGCCCAUCCAUCGGACCUGUUCGUCUCGCUCCAUCGCUGCCCUCCUUCCCUCGCCGCAAUGUCGACCGUCGUCCAGGCGACAUACUCGCUGCGGCCCAGCGAGUAUGCCCCCUCCAACAACAGCCAAUCCUCCAUGCAGUUUGUUGGUCAGAGCAUCACCUUCCGCGAGUUCAUCCAGUCUCUCGACACCUUCAUCACCCGCCUCGAUGUCGACCACAUCAACUUCUGCCAGCCUCCGGUGCUGCCCCGAUACAGUCCGUGUCCGCCGUCCUACGACGAGGCUAUUGUCGAUGCCCCUGUCUACUCCACCUACGAACGUCCCGCUGCCCCGCUGCCGCUGCCGACCCUGCCCUCGGACGCUACGGCCACCAACUCGGAUCCAGAGCCGGCCGAUGGAGCCAACUCUGGUGCCAAGGGCCUGGGCUUGGGCUUGCGCAAGUCGCUUCGCAAUAUCCGGGAUCGUCUCAACCCCGUCGGCAGCCGGGCCCGGUCACGAUCUCUUGGUGCUCGAGCGCCUCUGUCGCCGUCCUUUGCCUCGAUAACCCUUCCCGACAUUGACGAGUCGGCCCUGCCGCCUGCCUCCCCGCCCCUCCCGUCUCGGCUCCUCACCUCAACCCGACUGCAGCGCACCCGCUCGGUGCCCCUAGGGCCUCUCACCCAAGGCCCGCCAUCCGCUGUGCCUGCCGUCCCCGCUGUCCCCGCUGUUCCCAUCGCUUCGGACAUGACGCCGAUCGAUGCUGUUGUUGGCUGGAAGGAGCAUCGCCUUCUGAUGACCCAAAACGGACACCGCGGCACCACCGUGCUGUUCUCCAACCUCGACGAUGACAUCCAGCUCAAGGCACAAAGAGUGUCGCUCAAGUCGGGGCACGACUUUGUCUAUGAAAUCCUCAACACCCACCGACAGAAAGUAUCGCGGUUCACAUACGUGGUGCCCACACACAACGGUACAGUCCAGUCCGUGCUGAUCCAGACCUUCUUCAAUGGAAGUGUGUUUCUCCGAGGGAACAUCACGAUCCAGCAAAAGUUCACCGUCAACGGAGCCCACGGCGCGCGAUACAUCAUGACGCACCAGGAUCUGGAGGACCCGAUAUUCAUCACCGUCAUCAAAGACAAGUCGGCGGGCAUGCGCAACUUGGUGGUGCGUAAGUGUGGCAGCGGCUAUCUGCUCGCGGGCCACUACUAUCUGGACGCAUACGUCAUGAGCGAGCUGUACAUCAACUAUGCUGCAUGCGAAAGGCGCUCAGAACCGACCAUGGAAAUUGCUAUGUGCAUCAUGCUGCUGACGAGCCUCUUCAUGCCCUGAAAAGCACACUUGUAUAAAGCCUCAUUGCAUUCCACUUCUAUGAAUACUGUUUCUCAACGCAUGGUUUCCCUCGCUUGCUCCUGUCUUUGCACUUUCUUCGGCUGGCUAUGUCCUUUCCCUUCCCUUUACUGCUGUUGCUGACCUUAUGAUAGAAUAUAAAACGG